UGGAUAGGAGCAUUUGAGGCCUAGAAUAGUUUUUCUAAUGAAUCGAGCAAGCUGACAGCGACUGCUAGUCAACAUCUUUUAUCAUCUAAUAUCACAUUCUGUAGACAAUACGUUUACAUGUUGCUUGCGUGCAUCCGUUUGUGUGUGUGGGUCUUUGUAAAGCGACCUGAGGCUGCCCAUAGAGCUGAGAUAUGGUGUUAUAUGAGUUAACUUUAUUUACUACUACCACAUCAUCAUCAUCAUUAUUGUCAUAAUCAUAAUAAUCACAUUUAUAUAGCGUCUUUCUCCAGCAUUAGCCGGACUCAAAGCGUUUUACUUACAAGCGCGAGCUCACUUUUUAGGACAGACAUCAAAGGCACCUUCAUCAACAUACACAGAAACACGCAGACACAAUGCACAGCAACAUAAGAUGAUUGAGAGAGAGGUUUACCUACCAGACUGUCCACGAGUGUGAAGUCCAGAUCCAGUAACCGCCUGCAGCCAAACAUGGCCACCAACUUUAAUCAGUGAGCAGAAUGUGGAAGAUUGGAAAACUGUAAAGUUGCACCUCCACAAAGAAAGGUCUCGAGUUCGUAGGACUAAGGAAGUUACGGGUUAGUAGUGGAUUGGAAAGCUUCCAUUUAAUUAAUUUCCAAGGUCUUGUUGUGUCGUGCCGCCCUGUUGUCUUGGCUCAGUGGAGUGAUUAUGGCCCUUUGUACGCUCUUCAAAGCGUCGCACUUGUGCUUCAGGGGAAAUAACUUGUCACCUGAUCAAAAGACUCAGUUGUUGGACUUUUUGAGCAGGAGCAGGCGCUCCAGUGAUGAAAUGUUCUUCCAAGGCUACCACUGCCCCCAGCAGUUUGCCUCGGAGGUUGCCUAACUACAAACAACAGUUCCUGCUUGGACUUAGAACAUUGAGUGUUAAGACAGAACGAAAUGAAGUUUAACACUUCUAACACUCUCUCCAGCAGUGUCCAUCCCUUCUAUUUCAAUAAAAGAAACUUUUUCCCCACAGGUCUUCAGUUUUUUUAAAAACGGUAUUAAGAAAUGAUAAAACCACACGAGAGGGAUUUGAGUACACUAUUCUUGGGCUCUGAAAGUAUCAUUAACGACAAGAAUUAGGUAUGAAACAUCAUUAAAUAUAGCAGCAACAUGCCUCGCCCGAAGCUACACACACACAUACACACUGACAAGGACCAUGUAUUCAAACAUUAGCAAAUGCAGUAUCAACUAUACCUCACUCGCAACCAUACGCAUGCAGACACACUUAGCAAACACACAUACAUUGCUGCAGUUAUCUGGCAGAUAUUCGAAUGAGCACCUUUUUGUUUUUGUUUUUGUUUUGUUUUUUGCAACUAAGCUGUUCAAACUGCUGCAGCAGAAUGAGUUCCGGCAGUACUCAUUCAGACCUGUCUUUUGAUGACGCCGCUCUAAUCCCUGACCACAGCAAACACAAUCUCAUUCUAAGGCUACCCAGGCAGAUUAAAUUGCACAACCGGCCUUCCACUGCCGACUAGACAACACAAAGGCCUCUAAAGAAGCUCGGAGUAGGGUGGGGGGAACCCUACCUGUCUCCAUGAUUGCGCCGCUAGGAUUUAUUUGCCAGGAGUGGUACCCGAGUGGUUAUAGGUUUCCGCCACGAUGUGGUCGUGUUCCACCCGGGUCGUGCUGCUAGUCGGCGCCAUCUUUCUGAAGAGUCUGCAUGGCAGGAGAGAAGAUGUCUGGAAGAGGCUGGCGCUGAGCAGUACAGACGGGGCUUACAUCAUGGACAGUUUCCAGUCUGUGGCUGCUGUGUCGUCUGAGAUCGGGUGCGCGGUGACCUGCAGUAAAGAGGUCACGUGUCAUAGUUUCUUAUACAGCAGGUCGAGUGGUCAGUGUUUCCAGACGCCCAGCUUCAAGAAAGAGAAGAGCGCAUUCCAGGGACAGCUUGCCUACCACGUGCAUUAUGAUGGGGCCAUUUGUCCGCUUCGCAAGGACUACGACUUCCCUUCUGCCUCCCUUUGCUGGCGACUGAUGACGACGGAGGCGACGUUCGAUGCAGCCCGUGAGCAGUGCGCACUUGACGGCGCGAGUCUGUUGACCAUCAAGACAGAGGAAAGCCGGGCGUUGAUAAGCACCUACCUUAACGGACUGGGGGGGAAGGUGAAGCAGGUGUGGCUGGACGCAGUAGCCUGGCAAACGAACCAGUCGUGGAUGUGGAGUGACGGGGAAGUCUUCAACUCCACCUUUUCCCUGUGGCGCGUGCAGGUGCCGUUCAACACAGAAGUAGAGAGGUGUGUCAAGACACAACCUGACGGAACGUACUACCUGAGGACAGCCGUUUGCACUCAGGUGUUGCCCUACAUCUGCCAACUCCUUCUGCCAGUCUGAAUGCCUUCAUCUCACCAGAGUGAUGUCCAGAGCUCAGGCUGUAUUCGCCCGACCGUGGUUUUCUCUGUAUAACAUCCAGAUGUUAAAGACAGAGACGAAGAGUGAAAUGAAAUAAAUAUUUUACAUGUUAAUAAUAUUUUAUUUGUCAGUCUGUUCCCUUGUCU
Messenger RNA from Pomacea canaliculata, 2512 nucleotides. Its product is annotated as secretory phospholipase A2 receptor-like. The record is from RefSeq and is a predicted model, not a curated record. The transcript is spliced from 3 exons. The coding region runs from base 1620 to 2348 and encodes 242 amino acids. NCBI's taxonomy places the organism in Eukaryota, Metazoa, Mollusca, Gastropoda, Architaenioglossa, Ampullariidae.